AUGGCCGACAUCGAAGCAAGAGCACGCCAAUUAAUGGCAGAAGGACGAAGAAAGGUGCAGGGCAAUUUCUUCAGUUUCGGAGGUGACGGAGAGGUUCCUGAUCUCUUUAUCCAGGCAGGUGAUCUGUUCAAGGAGGCCAGGAAUUGGAAAGAAGCCGGAGAAGCAUUCCUGGAGGCGGCCGAGUUCUAUGCCGGACAAGGAGACUCGAAGCAUGACUGCACCACACAAUACGCCGAGGCUGCCAAUUGUUUCCGCACGAUUCUACCGGAGCGAGCAGUUCAAUGUCUCGAAAAGACUUCUGAAAUCAACACUGACAUGGGUCGUAUCAUCAUGGCGGCUGAAAAUCAAGUGAGCAUUGCCGAAUUGUACGAAACGGAAUUCCCCGACAAAGAACUGUGCAAGAAGCACUACCAACAAGCAGCCGAUUAUUAUGAAGCUGAAAAACAGGGAAUUCGUGCCAGCAAAUGUCUUGUUAAAGUAGCAAUGUAUUUAGCUGAGCUUGAGAAAUAUGCUCAAGCUAGUAAGGAAUUCGAGAAGAUUGCAUCCAAUGUAUCGGAUCACUCUACCCUUAAAUAUGCUGCUAACGAGUAUUUAUUCCGUGCUCUUCUCUGUCACUUGUAUAUUGAUCCGAUCAACACACAACACGUUGUUCAAAAAUACGAAAUGGCGUCCCCAUCGUUCUCAGAUUCUCGUGAAUGCAAGUUUGUUAAGGAGUUGUUAGCAGCGAUUGAGGAAAAGAAUGAAGAGACAUACACUGAAUCUGUUGCCAACUUUGACAGAAUUAGCAGACCUGACAACUGGUCUACUGAUAUGCUCCUCAAGGUGAAGCGGACUAUCGAGGGUGGUUACAAGGAGGACGAUAUGUGA
This is a messenger RNA of Caenorhabditis remanei, 867 nucleotides long. RefSeq lists its product as uncharacterized. Gene Ontology annotation, biological process: SNARE complex disassembly; intracellular protein transport. The transcript has 6 exons. The record is from RefSeq and is a predicted model, not a curated record. NCBI's taxonomy places the organism in Eukaryota, Metazoa, Nematoda, Chromadorea, Rhabditida, Rhabditidae. Gene Ontology annotation, molecular function: syntaxin binding; soluble NSF attachment protein activity. Bases 1 to 867 code for a protein of 288 amino acids. Gene Ontology annotation, cellular component: SNARE complex; vacuolar membrane.